GCAAGGCGUGUGGAACGCAGGCGAGCGGGUGUAAGGCCAGGACGAUAGGCAAAGAGCCAUCGUCACCGUUCGACGAACUCUGGGAUCCUUCGUCAAGAUCCUGCGCCAGCCGGGACCCCGGUAUCCUUCCAAAGAUGUUCACGAUCAACAGCAAUAUCAAUGGGAUAAGGACACCAUACGUCCUAGCAUUGGGUACCGCGGCACUUGCUGUGUUCAUCUUCUUCAUGAUGCCCGAGAGUGGUGAACUGUCCCUGGAAGGCCGCUGGACGGUCACCAACGCCAACAAAUCGAUAUCUGUGCCCUGUGACAUUCCUGGUGGAAUCUACACAAUUCUUCAAAGCAAUAAAGUCAUUCAGGAGCCGUACCACGAAUUCAAUGACAUAGAGUACACUUGGGUGGCCAUGGACAAUUGGACGUUCUACAGGACGUUUGACAUACCAUCGAAAGCGCUCCAAAGCAAGCGGAUCAACCUAGUGGCGCAUGGGUUGGACACUGUCUGCGACGUCAGAGUCAAUGACGUCCUUCUCAUCUCAUCCACCAACAUGUUCGUGCGACAUGUGGCAGACGCCAAGCAAGUGCUCAAGGAGAAAGAAAACAAGAUAUCGGUGCACUGUGAGUCCGCGGUGAACUACGCGCUGCGCCAGCACCGGGCACAGGCUAGCUUUUACCCUGUGUACCCACUGUGUCCACCGUCACAUCACCAUGGUUACUGCCACGGCAACCACAUCCGGCGCGUCCAGAGUGGAUUCGGCUCGGAACUGGGACCAGCCUUUCCGUCACAGGGUAUCUGGAAACCGAUCGGCUUUGAACAUUACGAUGAACUCCUAAUCCGAGACCUGACAGUCGUCCCCACGAUGGAAAUCCUGGAGAACGGGACCGAGAAGUGGUCGCUCAGCGUCACCAUCUACACUGAAGUGGCGUCCAUGGAGGCGCGGAACGCUUCGGUCGUCUUCAGUCUGGACGGAUAUAAGUUGAUCCAAUACAGCGACGUCCCUAUUGAAACCUCAGAUAAUCUUGAAGGGAUGCUCUAUUUUGACUUCAGCGUUCCUGAGUCCUUCCGAAUAAAUAGGUGGUGGCCUAACGGCUACGGUGAGCAGAAGCUUUACGCUCUUAAAGCUGAUAUCACCGUCAACGAGAAAAGGCACAUCAAAAGCGCCAGGUUCGGCUUCAGAACGGUGCAACUGGUCGAGGACCUGCUCGGCAGAAAGAAAAAUGGAGCGGAAUUCUACUUGAAGAUCAACGAUGUGCCUAUAUUCGCCAAAGGCAGUACUUGGGUGCCUGCGGACAGCUUUCCCGAAAGGGUGUCACCGGAGUACUUGCAGCACCUCCUGCGCUCCGCCAAGAUGGCCCACAUGAACAUGCUUCGCGUAUGGGGAGGCGGGUACUACGAGUCGGACGAAUUCUACGACCUGGCCGACGAGCUGGGCAUCAUGGUGUGGCAGGAGAUGAUGUUCGCCACCAGCCUUUAUCCUGCACACAACAAGUUCCUUGAUGACGUCACCAUUGAAGUCAAGCAGCAGGUUCGUCGUUUACAGAGGCAUCCAUCGAUUGUCUUGUGGGCCGGAAACUAUGAAAUUGAACAAGGAAUUGCUUCCAGAUGGUGGCCGGAGAUGCUUCUCCGCGAGAUUCGGCACAGGCUCGACUACCGCCUACUUUUCAUCGACACCAUCGAGAAGAUAGUGAAGGCGGAGGAUGGCUCACGACCUUACAUCCUGUCGAGUCCAACCAACGGAAACGCCAGCUUCCCGGAAGAAGGCAUUAGCUUGAACCCUAACACCAGGCGCUACGGCGACGUUCACCAUUUCAAUUAUCACGACGACGGUUGGGUCUUCCAGAACUACCCGUUGGCUCGCUUCGUGUCGGCGUACGGCCUCACAUCGUACCCUUCGCGAGAGUUGAUGGAACAAUUCGCCGACUCUCAAGACGCGAUUGCGCCAGAGUCCAAAUUUCUGAAGCACCGUGAUCACAGGACUGGAGGAGAGGCAGAGGCUUCGCGUAGCUUCCACAAACACUUCCGUUUCAAGAUGGAAUCUGGGGCAAAGGGCUAUGAUAUGAUCUCAUACAUUACCCAGCUGGAACAAGCCGAGUCUGUGCGCGUAGCCACCGAGUACUUUCGCCGGAACAGGGCACGCAUGGACAACAACUACGGGCACACUAUGGGUGCCAUGUACUGGCACCUGAACGACAUGUGGCCCGGUCCCAGCUGGUCCUCUAUUGAAUACGGUGGCCGCUGGAAGAUGCUGCACUACUUCGCGCGAAAGUUCUUCAGCCCCGUGCUGGUGUCGGGGUUCCUCGAGUGGAAGUACCUGACGGCCACGUUCAAAGUCUGGAUCGUCAACGACCUGCGCCGCAAUCUCGGACCGGUUACGCUCUCCAUCAAGCAGUACACUUGGACGCAGUUCGAACCUGUCAAGGAGGACAUUGUCGAAAUCGAGGACGUGGAAAGCGGGUCGGCGACGCAAGUGUUCGAGAGUAAGCUCAAGCCGAUGGUCAACGAGAGCGUGUGCGACGACGAGCGCUGCUUCCUGUGGUGCACGCUUCGGGACAGCAAUGGUGGACUGCUGGCUCCCGAGUCGUUCGUCUGGCCCUCCACGCCUUACCUGUCCAAGCACAGGAAGCCGGCAGUCUCGAUCGUGUCCGUCUCGGGUCCCAGCAGCCGGCUGGCGUUUGCAAGUUCUCAGAAGGUGUUCAAGGUGCACUUGAGAGCCAAGAAGAUUGCCUUGUACGUUUGGCUGGAAGUGCCCGGCGUUCGGGGUCACUUCAUGACGAACGGCUUCGUUAUGAAGGACCGCAACGUGGCUGUAGAGUUCAGAACGACCGACAACGUGAGCGCCGGAAGACUUCGGGAGAUCAUGAACGUAACCUCGCUCACGGACUAUACAAAAUUGUCUCGCUGAACUGGGGCUCUGCAGGUUACCACAGAAUGAGGGAGGUUGCUUCGCUGUAGUGUGUGUGUGUUUCGUGCAAGUCGAGGACUGUCGGACACCACUGUGUUCCAAGCAGCCAGGAAAAGUUCAGCGAAGACAUUCUGUGAACACACUGUAGACAACUGCACUACCGCAACAGUGUGCAGCACACGCUUCAAGACUGCUUGAUGGCGAGAGCUUACCUUUGUUGUUUGUUGUUACUUUUUGGUUUGUUUUACAGUUCUAGUUUCUCAUUUUUAACUGUCUCACUGAGCUGUUUUGAUAACACAAGUGUAUGGAUUUUUUUUAGGGAAGGAAUAUUGGGAAGGUUUUUUUUUCUGCUUGCCUCAUUGUACAGGGGUGAAACACUCCUGUACAACUGCUGUUGUACAUACUGCUGUUCUUCUACAUUUUGUUCGUCGUUUAUUGUGCUCCUGUGUUUUUCGUUUGCAUUAAACUCGCUCCUACUUGGGCAC
Dermacentor silvarum is the source of this 3382-nucleotide messenger RNA. RefSeq names its product beta-mannosidase-like. The transcript has 17 exons. Bases 135 to 2897 code for a protein of 920 amino acids. Lineage: Eukaryota; Metazoa; Arthropoda; Arachnida; Ixodida; Ixodidae. The record is from RefSeq and is a predicted model, not a curated record. Gene Ontology annotation, molecular function: beta-mannosidase activity. Gene Ontology annotation, biological process: glycoprotein catabolic process.